ACACGGUUUUGUUUACAACCACGUCACCAGGAAGUGCAUCCCGUACUGUCAAAAUGCACGGACAGGUAAACGACACUUUACUUUGUACUUUAAGCAACCGCGCGUUUUUAGACAUACAGUUUAAUCUUAGUUUAGAUAAAAUCACUUAAUGUUUAUGACUUUGUAGAUUAAUAGCAGCUUUAUUUGUGGGCUCAAUCAGAAUCAGCGUAAACUUGCUCAUAAUCCCUGUUUUUGUAGGACUCCCAUGACGCCCCUCUCUUUGGGGAAGAGGAUGACAACGUCGGGAAGACGAAGUCCAAAAUCAGGUGAUUGUUGUGCUUUAGUUAAAUUGGACUUUUGAGAAAGCUUAACCUUGUUUCUAUAUAACUCUGUAAAAUAACCUAAUAAUGUGUGUUUCAGACACCCUCUGGCCUCUUUCUUCCACCUUUUCUUCAGAUGUAGCGCCAUUUUAGUGUAUUUACUGUGUGAUCUACUCAGUGGUCGCUUCAUCGUCUGUAUGGUCACCAUCAUCCUCCUGCUGUCAUGUGACUUCUGGACGGUCAAGGUGAACUACAUCUCUCAUAAUAGAUAAUCUCAUCUGUAAGCUUUAACAGUGAAGUCAAUUCAUAUGUUUCUGUUUGUGUUUCUGUUGUGUUUAUAGAAUUCAUACAGAGAACUACUCACAAAGUGUUGACAGGUUCAUAUUUACAAGUUGAAAUUCUUUUCUCUGCAGCUGUUUAUUAGAGUUAGCAGAUUAUGCAGAAUAUGUUUCUGAGGUUCAUUGACAUUUAUUUUGAGGUCCUAGCCUCUGAUUGGUAAGUGCUGUGACAUGUGAUCAGGGUUGUCCAGGAUGUUAAGUUUUUGUUUCAGUGUCGUGGUUAUUAAAGUAACUUUGCUUUUACUACAGAAGAUUUUUUUUGGUAUUCUUUUCACUCCUGAUGCUAAUAACAAAACAAUAAUACUGUGAUAAACUGGCAGGUAAUGCAGUAUUGGUUAAGGUUUUUCAAAUGUGGCACUGCCUCAUUUUUUCACAGUCAGAUCUGAACUGAACAAAGAUCUUAAAAAAUUGCAUCUGGUUGCCAAGGUUUGCAAUCCAGGGCAGUUUAGCAGCACUAAAAUAUUAUAUUAGGGGAAAGUGGGGUAAGUUAAGCCACCCCCUGUUUCUUGGAAAUGGUGAAAGAAAUAGAUCAUGUGACCAAAUAUUUAGGAAAUGGGCAUCAAUCAGAGUGUGUGAAGGUUAGAAGCACAUGGGUGAAGGGGUUAGACAUUUAUUUAUACAAAAAAAAAAAAAAAAACAUUUUUCACUCUCUAAAGUGAAUUUAGUCUGUCAUAAGUUUUAUUAGAAUUGUGUUCAGACCAUAUGCAAUAAUAAUAAAGAAAUUAUUGUGCCAGUUAAAUGGUGUAUAAUAGAUAAAAAAUACUCAUGAAUGUGAAGAAGUGACUGUUAUUUAGGGAGGGCUGGGGUGGAGAGUGGGGGGUAGUAGGGAUACGGCUUAAUUUAACCCGCUCCUAUGGCCAACUUACCCCAUACCCGGGGUAAGUUGAUCAUAGGAGAUCGCUUUUAUUUGGCAUGCUAUAUUAUCAAGACAGUUAUGUUAACACUCAUUCUGUUGGUUUGCAGGGAUGAACAACAUCUAGAAAUAUAUGCAGAUACACUAGUUAGAGACAAAACUAUGAUUGACUUGAUGUAGUGAUCUGAAAUAUGAAAAAUGGCUCAUCUUACCCCACUCUCCUAUAUUUUUCUUUUUAAUCAUAUAUAUUCUUAAAAUCCAGCUUUUGCUCUGUGAUCUGUACAUUAUACUUCUUUCUUCCCUUCCCCCAGAAUGUUUCUGGCCGACUGUUAGUGGGUCUUCGCUGGUGGAAUCAGGUGGAUGAAAACGGAAACAGCCACUGGGUAUUUGAGUCGAGGAAGGUAAGCAGGAGCUGCUCAGGUGCAUCCAUAAAGUCUAGCUGCUUGUACUGUAUUUAUAAAGGCCUCCCUCUUUAUAGCGCAAGAUGAAAGAAAACCGUGCGCUAAACAAAGAAAGGUUCUCACGUGGAGGAUACAGGUCGGGGAAAACAAGAUAGAGUGAAGCAACCUUUCUAGGCUAAAGAGCCUCAUCGUGUUUCCUCUAUAGAAAUAAACGUGACCUUGGCAGCGAUUGAAGGGCUCACGGGAGGGUGAUAGAGAUCUCUGUAAAUACAGUCAUAUUCAAAGAAGAGAGAGGGGGCUGCAUUUCAGAAAAUACGGUGCAUCUACAGUUUCACAGAGUAGAGCUUGCAGCAGCUCUGCAGGUGCCAGUAUAACAUUUUCUUUGGUUUUAUCGCGUAUAAUGUAGCUGCAUGGCCUUAUUGGAUGUAUAAAGCUGCUUUGUCUUCACCCAGACAUAGCGUAUGACACAAUGGGGAUACUGAAUGUGAGUUCUCAAAGGCUAUAUCAUCUUUUCUGGAAUUACCGAGUAGGAUGAAAUGAAAUAUUGUUUGUUAUCCUUCCAUAAUUUGGGGCAGGAGUUUAUAUUACAGUAAAAACAGCUUGAUUUCCUCUGCAAUCCUUGAUUUCCUACGAAAUGUAUCUUUAGAUUGUUAAAUUGCAUUGAAUUUAGUAAUAUUAAACGCAUCAUGGAGAGACUAGAAGGGACGUGAAAGAAAAAGAGCUCAGGUGAGACGUACUUCCUAUUCAGUGGAGCCUUGGUGGACUUACCUUUCCCCUAUUUUUAAUGAAACCGUCCUUUACAUGUUAAGUACGAUCUUUAAAGCUACAUAAACCUGUUUUCUUUUUCUUGGUUGCUGAUCUGAACAGACACCCAAAAUGAAACCACCCUCCAGCGCUGAGUCACAGAUCUUCUGGCUCGGACUUAUCGUGUGCCCCAUCUUCUGGGUCAUUUUCGUGUUCAGCACCAUCUUCUCUUUCAAGCUUAAAUGGCUGGUCAGUAAGCUGGUUUUGACCUAUAUUUACAAACAUAUCCAUUUCUUAUUCCUAGUUUUGUCUUACUUCAUUUUUUGUUUACGUCUCCACAGGCUGUAGUAAUCAUGGGCUUAGUUCUGCAGUGGGCGAACCUUUAUGGUUAUGUCAGGUGCAAAGUAGGGGGGAAGUCCAACCUUGGAAACAUGGCCAAGACCUACAUCAGUGCCCAGAUUUUCCGACAGGUACAUGGACGGUAAUCAUGCUAGUGUAUACGAGUUUUCCUCUGAGUGACAUGACUGAAUAUCUUUUAUUUUCCACCACAGGCAAUGACGAAUGCAGAGGGCCCUUGAAGUCGAUGGAGUAGAAAUGUGAUUCUGUUUGGCAGGUUUGAGCUCGUCCUUUUUGUGGCAAACUUAAAGUUUGUAAUCUCAUCCUGAUUUUUGGUUCAAACUAAAUUUCUGUUGCUUCCUUUGAACUCCUGUAAUUCAUUUUAAUUUGAAGUGGAUGCUUUUUGUGGAAAAUUGUGUUUGUAUACCUAUGAUUCAACCCUUUCUAAUAAGCUCAGAGUGAUAGUGUUCGGGCUUUGACAGACUUUAUAAGCUUUACUUUGGCUUAAACAAAGAGUUUGAAAGCUCUUAUUCAUAAGCCUUACUUGUGAAGGUGUUUAGAUAAAGGCAGUGCCUUAAAUUUAAAGAAGUAAAACAAAUUAAAAGUUUGCACAGACUUUAGAAAAACUUCUGCAACCUGCAGCCAUCGACAAUGAAUGUACUGUUUACUGUUAUUAACUGUAAAACUCCUGUAAUGAGUUCCCAGCAAACCCGAAAUGAACAGUGUCGCCUCUUUAUGAGCCGGAGUUUAUAAGGCAAACUAUCAGCAACAAGAUUGAUGGAGGUGACACCUACCCUUUUUUUCCUCUAAAACACUUCUCACAUGUGCAGGACAAGAUCAGCAAAGAGAUAAGAGGUGACACUUUGUCCUCAGGGGGUUCUAACAUCCACACAAACAGAAAGUUUCACACAAGAACUUCAAGUUUUCAGCUACUCUAUGUUACGAAAAUCAAACUCUAUUUAAAAAAUCGAAGGGAAUAUGUGAUGUGGUUUUAUAGAGGGAGAAAUGUGAGGAAAUGAUGAACCACAUGUUUUUAAAUCAAUUUGCACUAAUGUGUCAGGGCUUCUUAGGGUCACUGUUGAACUCUGUGAACGAACAAGUCAACAUUAAACUAACAGUCUUUAAAAGUGGAAGUCUUUUUCUGUCUCCUCUUCAAUCUUUAUUUCUUUAUAUUUGCCUUUCAUAACUUGAUUUGACAAGUGGAGACACGCACGUUUUCUAACUAUCUAAAUAAUAAAGACUGAUGAAAAAUAUUUCUGAACAUUUACGAUGGAAAAAUUGUGCAGCAGGUCGACAGCCUGUGUGCACUGAAUGAUUCAGCCACUAGAUGGCAACCAAAACUCAUAACUGUAGUUGUCUUUUCUUGCAUUUAUGUGUUUUUACAAUGACACAUUUUUUUGGAAGCACCUGGUAGAUUAAAAAUUUGAAAAUGAACAAGAACAACAACAAAUGAAAAUUACACGGGAACUGUCAGGAAAGACCAAUAAACCUAAUAAAAAGGUGCAAAUGAACCUGCAGUUUUGGAGUAUAGAGGGUGAUAUUUUCUUACAUUUUCUAAUAUUCAGACAGAGAUGAGAAUAAAAGCAGACGUUUCAGAGUUUUAUCAUCAUCUUUAUCCUCAGGUACAUUCAUUUCUUGAUAAUGAAUCACAGAAGUGAAAGAUUUUAGUAUUUUAUUUGUUAAAUCAAAGAUACACUGACAGUUUUUAGUGAUAUUAAAACAUCAAGUUUGCAGAAGAUGUCAAGCUAUUAUAUAAAAAGCAAUUGCAGCAUUCUUUCAAUUUUUGCUUAGUAAUCUUACAUUACAAAAUCUCUUAGGGCUGUCACAACAUCAGAUUUUAAAAUAUCACCAUAAUGAUAUUAAUGAUGAUGCAUAAUUUUGGAAAGCUAAAAUUUUUUUUAUAAAAAUCAAUCAGACAGAGGGAAAAAAGACAAAAGUAGGAGCAACUUCUUACUUCAUAAAAUUACAUCAUAAUCAGUCUCUAAUUUUUGGUUUAUCCAGAUCACCGUGUCUGUGUCUGAAGCUUGUUUGGAGAAGACAGCGACAUUUUAAUGAUUGUUUAACAUGCUUUUAUUUUGAUAUCUUUACUGUCUGAUUUUAUUUUCUGUGUGGUAAAACUGUGCUUUUAUUUUGAAGUAUGAGCGGCUUCCUUUAGAGUGUAAAUUUGGAUGGAUGAAAAUAAAACAAACAACAGGAGACUGUAAAUUUUAGAUUGAUUGUAGCUCCCAAAUCCAACAUUGUCAGCACCAUAUAAAUGUUUCAGUUUUCCUUAAAGAUGAUUUUUAUGAAAAUCGAUGUUGUUACAGCCCUAUCUCUAAUUUUUAAGUGAGACAAUUUAGCUGCUAUCAAACAGCACCGAAAGACUUCCAACUAGCCUGUUUAAUUAGUACCAGAAAUCAAAGUGAUUAACUUCACAGUCAUGAAACACCAUGAUACAAGACAUGGAAACAAAAUAAGCUGUGCCUAAAAUUAAAUAACACCAGAAAAAUAUCUUGUCCAGCGUUUCGGCGAUCCUCUGACAUUUGUCACAUUCUUCGCUCUUUGAGCUGAGAUCAUCCAGGAAGGCCACGACCCUCCUGAGCAUCCGGCUGUCUCCCUCUGAGGCGUUGAGCUGAACCACACUGAUGUCAGCUUUGGUUUCUGCAAGGAGUCAAGUUGGGUCAUUCAGAGUUUGAAACAACAAUCAAGACUUUUUGAUCAGAUAAAAUCUCCACGUUUUAGGAGUCUUCCUCACCGUCAUCCACUUUUUCAUCGUUGGUAUCGCUGUUGACUGGGGUUGAACUCCUUUUGGGCCAACAGCAGAAAAUGAGGCUGCCAUUUUUGGCCAUUCCUGUCAGUAUCAUGGACACCAACAUGCUCAAGACCAAGAGGAUCAGGCAGAUACAGAAGUGGGUUCCUGCAGCAAAGACAGACAGUUAGUUAGUCAACCUGUAACAAGACAGAUCCAGAUGCUUUAACCAAAGGGGGGCAUAAAAAGGAGGCAGACCACCCUCUUGAUAUGCCCCUGUACAUAUUUUUGGUUUGCAUGUGUGCUGACUGACGGAUUACUGGGCUGCAUUCGCUGUCUCCGGGGAGCACAUCGUUGAGGAUGAUGAGGAACAUGGUGAAGCUGAGGACCAGGGUGACCUUAAAACAGUUGCGUUCGCCUCCUCCGAGCGGUAGAGCGAAACUGACCACAUCAGCCAAGACGAUGAGGAUACUGGGCAGCAUCAGUGUGAUGAAGGGGUUGGUAUAUUUGAUCCUUAGUCCCACCUGAGGGGAACACCACACACAUAUUGAUUGUAAAGCAUGUUUGCAUCAUCCAUCGGCAUGUUUUCAGGGUUUUCUGAGAAGAGAUCUGAACCCAACAUCAGGCUCUGCAGUCUUACUACAAAAACGUUAAUGCUACUAUUAUAGGAACUUGUUGUGUUAUAAGAAUAAAUAACAUUUACAAACUCACCUUAAUGUAAUUGCGGUCAUCUCUUUGUUUCUCCAAAGAUACAUAAUUUGUUUCCCAAUCUCCAUGACCACCAUCAACCAUUUUCACAUCAAAGAAAUCUAAGCUUGUACCACACCCUGGGAAAAAAAAGGCAUUAACUUAAAUUACAGACGUAACCAACUUGUUUGUGAACUACUGUUUUGCAGAUUCAAAUUUCUGUUGUUUUAUGACCAUUUCUGUAUAAACCGUUGAAGUGAUCGAGGUGUGAGGAGUCUUUCAAAGCAAACAUUUUAAGCGAAGCAGCAAAUAGCUACGAAAAGCUAAUUUACUAAAGACUGGUUAUAUUCCCUGGUGGUACUUGGUUAAACAGAUGACUACGGCAUUAUUUAGGGAAUAUAAAGAUAGUGACUAAAACUGUUUACUUCGCCAAACUAUAAGCAUGCCACCAUGUUUAAAUUUGAUGUUUAAUAUAGAGGUCAUUCAGGAUUAAUCUACUUUUGAGGCGAACCACCAGUGGUCAGUCCAGGAACUGCAGUUUUGGCACGUUUGAAUUUAUUUAUGUAACCCCAGGAGUUAAAAAUGGCCAAAGACGUCAAAUAAAAAUCCUCUUUCGUCAACUUUUUGAUUUAAUGAAAUUCUGAGCUCACCAUCAGUGGCCCAGGUUUGGAUCGCCACAGGGCAUUCAUCCCCGGCGAAAGGAUAGUUGAACAAGUUGACUUCACAGUUGACCUCAGCAGUGAUGACCACAGCGUGCAGCACUGUGCCGUUACUGUAGACCAGCAGAUCAUUGGAGCUGUGCUUCAUGGUUGUUAGUAUCCUGCACAGGUGAGAGGCGACAGACAGCUCAGAUUUAUUUAAUCUUUUAUGAAAGUCUGUUGCUACUUUUAUGACGCGGCUGACCCAUUUGUAACGUGGAUCUCCGGGGUCCAGACUUUGGCAACUGGUAGGAUGACUUCAUCGAACUGGUAAACCGAUGUAUCCCAAGAUAAAUCUGGAUCAUCCCAUCGCUGUGGAUCGAAAUCAGAAUUAAUGAGUUUGAAACAGAAGAUUUUUCAAUGGGUAGUAAAGGUAUUUUGAUGCUUACAAGCGUGGCUCGAAUUUGACUCACUAGUCGUAGCUCUUUGGUGUUCUGUUGGAAGAAAAUAAGAUGUGUAAAGUUAGACGAAGUUGUAAGACUUCUCCAGUGCUGGUGGAAGAAUGAUUAACUCAACAUACUCCAAUGUUUACAGGGUUAAACUUCUUAUACGUUCAGCCAAACAAACGUUAUUAACAGAAAAAGAUACUUACAACUGAUAGAGUUUGGUACUCGAUAAAAGGCACCCUGAUAAUUUGUGUGCAGUUGUCACUCUGCGGCUGAGUCACGAAGCUCUUUGUCGACCAGCGUUUGAGCCAGACAUCUGCGUUUAGUGCAGUUGGUUGAAGCAUUUCCACAUCCUGCCAUCAGAAAUAAACAUUUACUCCUUGUAGCUUCAUUUUAGGAAAAUAUAAGCACAAGACACUUACCUAUUGUUAGAAGAUUCAGUAAGAGGACGGCCUUCCACACGGCGUGGGUGAAAAGCUUCAACAUGUCUAACUGGGUCCCUGCAGGAAUGAUUCCGCUUAUUUGAUCGUGGUUUUCUAUGUUUUUAUCAUCCCUGUCUGCUCUGCUAUCUUUAGGUUUCCGCCCA
Xyrichtys novacula (pearly razorfish) is the source of this 8056-nucleotide messenger RNA. Lineage: Eukaryota; Metazoa; Chordata; Actinopteri; Labriformes; Labridae. The record is from the annotation of a GenBank genome assembly.